AUUGUCACAAAGGCUCAGUACUAAUCUCUAUCGUCAUCCCCAACUGUCUCUCCUCUCACACGAGCACAAGUCAUCAUGGCAACUAAAAUAGUUAUUCAGCAGCCCAAGCCACUUGUUCUGGCUCCUGGUUCUGACCAGUGGUCCACUGGCAUCUGUGAAUGUGACAACCUCAAUGACUGUUGCUUUGCGCUCUGGUGCUGCCCAUGUUUCGCCUGCAUCACAGCCAGAGAUCACGGAGAGUGUCUCUGCCUGCCUCUGCUGGACAGUUUUGGUCUCUUCCCACCCAUCAGUAUGGCCAUGAGAGUGUCUGUCCGACGCACCUAUGGAAUUGAGGACUCUAUCUGCAAUGAUUGUGUGUUGUCCUUCUGCUGCGGUCCGUGCUCCUACUGUCAGAUAAGACGUGAGCUGAUAGCUCGCAACCACCCCGUCACCCUCUUCCGCAACCGAGCAAAAUAAAAAAACGUCAUCGUCAGUCACUAAUU
Sinocyclocheilus rhinocerous is the source of this 482-nucleotide messenger RNA. RefSeq names its product cornifelin homolog B-like. The transcript is spliced from 4 exons. The record is from RefSeq and is a predicted model, not a curated record. Bases 76 to 456 code for a protein of 126 amino acids. NCBI's taxonomy places the organism in Eukaryota, Metazoa, Chordata, Actinopteri, Cypriniformes, Cyprinidae.